CCCCAACCCCCAGUCCCCCCUUCGCUUUCUCGUUCCUUGGGCCUGUUUCGCCUCUUCUCACUCCACCACUCACCGGACACCCGGUCCUUGGUCAUUCCCGUCUUGUUAGGACUAGUAGGUACUUGAGUAGGCAUUAUAGGGCUUCACUUACUCAAUUCUCAAUUUGAUGGCCGGCUUGGCUUCACAAUCCUGUGAGAGUGACCAGCACCAGCAGCAACAACAACAAAUACUUGAUGUUCUCGGGACUCUCAUGCCAAUAACAGCCACCGCAAAACAAGCCUGAUCAAACUGAUCCAACCACGCACGACCCAGACCGGCCCAAGCCCAGUCCAACCCAAAACCGACACACUAUCAAAGUGGCAGCCACCGUGGCAGCCGUGGUUCGCAAACCCUCGACAUUUCUGAACUAACUAUUCCCGACGCAGAGUGCGCUAGGUUGGGGAAGGGACGCUUGUUCCCGUCCUCCUUCCUAACCCAUCUACUCCCUUCCCUCCCUCCACCCUUCCCUUCCUUUCUCAGCCGCUCUUCCUCCCAACUGCACACGCCUGCCGAGUGCAUUUCUUGGAAGAGGGUCGGCUGAAUUGCCUCUCCUCUCUCUUUCUCCCUCUCUCCACCCCCCUGUGUGUUACGAUUGUCCCGUACUUGGACCCAAAUUCACCACCCGCUCCACUCCGGUUUGGCCGUCCACGUGCUCCACUCUAGCACUCCCGCUUGCAGGCGCAGUUGAGGGAAGGAUCAUCUGCAGUCUUGCGUCCGCUCAUUCAACUCAUUGUCAUACUUUGCGACCUCCUUGCCCCUCAACCCACAACCUGCGCUCAGGCGCUUGAUUGUCUGUCGAAUUUUUCCUGCCCUCCUCCCUGUUGUCUGUCGUACGACCCGUCCGCGACACAGCACGGCAUCCGGUGCCGGCUGCUAAUCUGGCAAGAUGCCCAGAAUGCCCAAGGUGCCCGGCGCAUCCAGCGGUGCAAAGAAACACACCUUGACCUUGGCCCAAUUGUCCUCUUACGAUGAUAUGCUCACCGACGCCCUCAUCGAUAGGGCUUGGUACUGGACCACGAUCCCGAAAAACCGAACCUCCUACCACCCUUCUCGAGGUGUCAAAGAAGACGAAAUCAGUAAACUCAUCCAGACCCAUCUGAUUGUCACCCCCAAUGUCGACCUCGCCGAGGAGAAGCUGCUUGCGACAGACGGCCUCAGGAGGUUCUACAAUGCGCUCAAGACCCCCCACGAGAAGGCCGACUUCAAACAACAUCUCCGUCGCUACAUGCAGAUCUACCUCCCCGACUGCCCCUUCGAGGUCAGCAGCACAAAUAGAUACACUGUCACCACCCACGAGGCCUCCAUCGUUGCGCGGAGGCCCAUAAAACGAAACGAGAAGAUCAAAUACCUCUCUGGGAUACAGGUCGUCAUCACACCAGAGGAGGAGGAGGUCCUGUCCUCUCGGAAGAAGGACUUCAGCAUCGUCGUGAGCAGCAGGAGUAGGAUGACCAGCCUGUUCAUGGGUCCCGCGCGCUUCGCCAACCAUGACUGCGGCGCCAAUGCCAAGCUUGUGAUUACUGGUCAGGCCGGCAUUGACAUCGUUGCGGUCAGGCAGAUUAAAGAGGGAGAGGAAAUCACCGUGACGUACGGCGAGAACUACUUCGGGGAGAACAACUGCGAGUGUCUAUGCCAGACCUGUGAGAGCGACCUUGUGAAUGGCUGGAAGCAGCCUGACGGGUUUGUGCCGGUCAAGAAGAGCAUUGAGGGUCCGCAGGGCUAUAACACGCGCGGAAGGCACCGGCAUCGCAGAGGAGAUUCGAGCUCUAGGACGCCCUCGGUCACCCCCGACCUCCGACCCAAGGUGCGCAAGGGCAAGCUGAAACAGUUGCGCACCGCCGACCGAGCCUCUACCACCGAAUCGAGCCUCGCUGGAGAGGCAGAGACCACAGCAAGGCGCAAGCGCGGCCGCGAGAGUCUUGCGACACCUCCCGUUACGCCCUCGAAGAAGCAGAAGACGACCAAGUACGAAAUCAGACCUGCUCCUAGCAUGCCUGCGGACCGUAGCGCUAGCUCCGAUGCCGAGUCGGGUGGCCUGCUGUCGAGGUCUGAUUCCUCGGGUGGAGAAGCGGUCCUCACGGAUGUGACGACCCCGGAAGACACGACUGACCCCGUCGACAUGCCGUCUGAGCCCGUGCAGGUCGCACCGCCUGUUGAAAGCCUGAAGCAGGAGCAAGAUAUGGGAGAUUUAAUCUCUCACGGACUACGAGAGGUUGCCCCGUUCGUUGAACCAGCGAGCGCCCAGCGCCCACCAGGCCCGCUACUUCAAACACCGCAAGUACCGAAAGCGCGAGGCUUGUCUAUCCACGACAUCCUUAACACUCCAUCAGAGGCAGCCACGCCCGAUGCUCGAAGCCCUAUAGAUCGGUUUGCUGCUGCUUUUGGUUUGCAGAGCUCCGCCAUGCCAGCGGCAAUCAGUGGAGGCCGAGAGGCCGAGACUCAGCAGCCGGCCGUGGUAGAAGAGCCUGCCUCACCAUCCCCGAUUAUCACGAAGGAUCCGGAAGAGGUCGUUGACUCGGUUGAGACUGGCACCAGCGCAGCCGCCGAUACACCUGCCAAGCGCGGUCGUGGGCGGCCUCGGAAGCAUCCAAAGCCCGAAGCCAAUCCUGCACAGGAGACCUCUGUCGUCGUAUCACCACCAGCCGCUCCAGAGGACGACAACGACCACCACGAUGACCGAGAUCACGAAGCACAGGGCGAGCAGCAACCCCCGGCACCUGUCACGAGGCCUAUUUCUCACCGCCAACCCGGCGACUAUCAACUGACUCCGCGCCUUCUCGCCGAGCCAGACAUGGCCUGGGUGCGGUGCUCCAACUGCAGCACUGCGUUUGUCCAACAGAACGCCUACUACACCCGCUCCUCCUGCCCACGCUGCGAGCGCCACUCGAAGCUGUAUGGGUACAUUUGGCCAAAGACGCAGCCCGAGGGCCCGUGGGACAAGGAAGAGCGUGUUCUCGACCACCGAACAGUGCAUCGGUUCCUUGCUACCAGUGACGAGCUGGUUGUGCGCGGCAGGUCGACGCAUGCGCAAAGCAAGACCGGGACACCCCGAAGAGACGAGAGCGAGACGAACGUUAAGCGAAGCAGAGGCAGGCCUUCGAAGAAAUCCUCUCUUGCGGGGCGUCAUGAUGAGGCAGAUGACGAGCCUGCUUCGGGAGAUUUUGACAUACGGAGGAGCGCGAGGGCAAGGAAAGCCAGCUUCAAGGUCGGCGCUUGCUAGAAGCUCGAAUGGCCAUUAUGGCCGUUUUCAAACGAGUUCUAAGGUCUAUGGCUUCUGGGAUCAACAUCCACAUUCGUGUGUAGGAAUCGGCGCAAUAUGUCCUCCAAAGGGUCGAUUGCUAUCUUCAACAAGCCGGUCCAAACUUGACAGAUCGAAGGCAAGGGCUCUUCGAAAUUUGAAGGGUGGGGGAAGUUGAUACUGGGCUUUGUGAGAAGCAUCUGGCACCUCGGGGAGGGAGUGGAGGAGGUGGCCGUGGCGUCGUUUAGCAUUCUUCUGGUCUGGUCGUAUUGCAUCGCACGGCGUAAGCGUUUUGCUUGAUUACAAAUGGGUGGCGUCAUAAUGGCCGACCCGUCCCAUGGCGAGAUGCAUUGUAGCCGUCUGUAAAUAAUACCUAGCUCUCAAUCGCAUUUUCUAACCAUAUUCUUGUGAUGUGUGCCACUCUAUCUGAACAAAUUCACACGGACAAGUCCAAUCUCACUCAUCGUGCCGGACUGGGACCACGAGCCAACACUGUCUUUUCAAGCAUUGGCUAGAGACCUUGGGUUUCUAUCGAAUCUGCGUCUAGGAUAUGUCGCUACGGUGCACCCUUUUCAUUCGGGCGCAACAUGGAUCUGCCAGUACUCACGCCAUGGCUUCGGCAUCCCCUCGUUGUGGCCAGGGUCGUACUCCCUGCUCGCGGCACCGCCGUCCUCGACGGGCCUCCCCGAAAGGCCCAGCACCCCGCGCCGCUCGCCCGUGUGCUGAUACCGCACAAAGUCCCUGGUGGCGAGCACGUGCUGCAUGAUGCCGUCGCGGGCGUCCACGGCCGACCCCGUCGCCCACGACAGCACCAGCGGCUCGAGCAGCGGGGCGUCGGUGAUGGAGGGGUGGGCGGUCCCCAGUGAGGUCAGGAACCAGCCCCCGCCUGAUCCGCUUUCGUCGUCGUCCUCCCCUGGCUUCUCAGAGGGAGCACCGCUUGUCGUCGUCGUCGUCGUCGUGUGGUUGUUGACGCCGUCCACAAUGUCCCGGACCACGUCGAAGUGCGGCCGCCCGUAGAACAGGCUCGGCCCGGGCUUGCUCCACUCGCUGCUGUGGAUGACGGCCAGCGGCACCCGGACGUCCGCGUUCAGGGGGCCGCUGGACUUGCCCGGGUCGAGGAUCACGCCGCCGGAGAAGGGGAGCCUGGGUGGUGUUGACGUUGAUCUUGAUGUUGGUGGCCGUAGCGCGCGCAGGGCCCCCGUGCCGCCGUACGAGUGGCCGGCGAUGGUGAGGGCCUCGGUGUUUAUGCGGCCCCUGAACGCCGACAUGUCUAUGUCUGUGUUGCGCGGUGCGCGGGAGUUGGGGAACGGCGACGGCGGGCCGGAAUCCAGGACGCGGAGUACGUCUACGGCGGCCUCGAUCUCGGCCUCGCGGAAGGACAGCUGGGCUUCUUUGAGCGCCGCGGUGUCGAAGGCGUCGUCGCCUUCUUCCGGGGGUGCUAGGUCCUUCAGGCCGAACGCGUAUCUCCACCGCGGUGCUGCGCCCUGCUCCUCGCCGGCCCUGAUGAUGGGGCUCGCGGGGGACGAGCCGUCGCGGUGCUCGAUCGCUGCGACGAUGACGCCGCGGCUGGCCAGCUCGCCUAGGUAGUGGGUGUAGUCCGUCCGUGAGCUGAGCAUGCCGUGGGUGAAGAUCAUGGCGGGCAGCUUCCCUCCUCCCUCGGCCUUGCCGGUGUUCGUCAGACUGCCCGCCAGGUCGCCACCGGUCCCGUCGAUGUUUAUGAGUUCGGCUGCUGGGAUAAGAGGCGCACCGACCUCAGCUGGGAUCUGGAUCCCGCUGGCCACGAGCCACAGGCCCGCGGUGAGGAGACCUCGGAAGAAGAAGUUGUCCAUCCCCAGGAAUCGGGCAUAGCCCUUUGCCGUGGCAGACACGGGCUUGGGGAACCAGUAGUACUUGUCCGCCGCGGAGCCCCUGGCCUUGUGCGAGAUUGGGUAGUAGAACGUGAACAGCACCGUCUCGACCUCGAACGCAUAGUCGCCGUCCGAUUUUGAUUUGAACUUUGCGUCACUGACCCGCCUGGGUGUCUCGAGGGGGUACUCAAUGUCCAACGCUCCCACGCCAUAUGGCCCGGUGUAUCCGGGGAGCCGGUUUGAGAGGAGUGGCUGUGAUGCUAGGAUGCGGUAUGUCACCCACAACGCUGCGAUGGAGAAGGUUAUGUAGCGGGCCGUCAGGCGUGGCCGGAGGAGGGAUACUAUCACCGGGGUGAGACGGCGAACGGUCGCUGUGACCCAUUUGGCGACAGUGGGCAGGACAUCAUGGCGGAUCCGGCCAAGAGUUGUUGUCUGAGAACCUGACCCGGAUGGUCUCAUCCAUUUUGGGACACCGUUUAGGUAGUGGUCCUGCGAUGACAUGUCACGAUCUAGAACAUCGUCCUCAAUCCCUAGCUCCGCGGUUGAUAUCUCGUCGAAGGGCUGCAUAUUUUGUACAUUGUGAAGGAGACCAUCUUCUUACAAGCUGGCACCAGUAUGGA
Molecule: messenger RNA, 5741 nt
Organism: Diaporthe batatas
Lineage: Eukaryota; Fungi; Ascomycota; Sordariomycetes; Diaporthales; Diaporthaceae
Exons: 4
Coding region: 926-3256 (776 amino acids)
Biological process (GO): regulation of DNA-templated transcription
Cellular component (GO): nucleus
Molecular function (GO): histone H4K20 methyltransferase activity; protein binding; DNA binding
Source: RefSeq, a predicted model, not a curated record